Dibothriocephalus latus is the source of this 402-nucleotide messenger RNA. NCBI's taxonomy places the organism in Eukaryota, Metazoa, Platyhelminthes, Cestoda, Diphyllobothriidea, Diphyllobothriidae. The record is from the annotation of a GenBank genome assembly.
GAAUUUUGGGAAGCCUUUCGUGCAACCGCUAAGCCGAGCAAUCUGGAGAAUACAGAGGCCUACUACCUGAUGCGGGAACCGUUUGAUCCGCAGUGGGAGAAACCGGAACACUCCGGUGGUGGACGCUGGCGCCUGAGGUCCGAACGUGGAGCUGCUGACUACCUGUGGUGUGAACUAGCCAUGUGUGCCGUGGGCGAGAAGUUGCAGACCCUGUUGGAUGAAAAAAACAGCAUCGUCGGCGUUGGCUGCAGUCCCCGGCCCUCCAGCAUUGUCAUCGAAAUCUGGACAAGCAGCACGGACUUUGAGAGUUCCGACACCGCCGGCUUCUCCACAAAGCUGAACCAACUGCUGCCCAAGGCUGUCUACUUCAAGCUCGUCUACUAUGAAAUCUGCUACGGUUGA